Dermacentor andersoni is the source of this 548-nucleotide messenger RNA. The record is from RefSeq and is a predicted model, not a curated record. NCBI's taxonomy places the organism in Eukaryota, Metazoa, Arthropoda, Arachnida, Ixodida, Ixodidae.
UUUGAUAACCGUGCCGUGGCACAGCUGCCGAGCCCACAGAUUGUGUGAGGUGAUUGCUGGUCCUUUAUAGGUGGCUUGCCGAGUGAUGUUGCUGCUGAUGGCGUUUCCCAGUUGAAGUCGAGGGUCCAGUUUUCCGCGUGCGGUAAAUGGGCAGAGUCGGCGAUGGCGCUGAUGAAGCGGUGGCUGUCUUCGACGGCGCUCCAAGAAAACUCGGCUGGGGACCGGGAGGUGUCCAGGAGGGUCCGGGAGGCGUCGAAGAACACGGUGGCUUGCCGAGUGAUGUUGCUGCUGAUGGUGUUUCCCAGUUGAAGUCGAGGGUCCAGUUUUCCGCGUGCGGUAAAUGGGCAGAGUCGGCGAUGGCGCUGAUGAAGCGGUGGCUGUCUUCGACGGCGCUCCAAGAAAACUCGGCUGGGGACCGGGAGGUGUCCAGGAGGGUCCGGGAGGCGUCGAAGAACACGGUAAGCAGAAGGCAAGCGGAGGCGUGAAAGGGCACCUGAAUGAUGAAGAGAGCCAGAUUUGAUAACCGUGCCGUGGCACAGCUGCCGAGC